Molecule: messenger RNA, 361 nt
Organism: Ambispora leptoticha
Lineage: Eukaryota; Fungi; Glomeromycota; Glomeromycetes; Archaeosporales; Ambisporaceae
Source: the annotation of a GenBank genome assembly
UUCACAAGUGGCACGAACUGGACAAGAAUUGAGGGGGACUGACGAAAAUUUCGAGAAACUGGUCGAACAAGCCAGUGAACCUGUUAUAGUGGACUUUUAUGCGGAUUGGUGUGGACCAUGUAGAAGUAUCGGUCCAAUAAUAGGAAAAGCGGUGAAAGAUAAUAAAAAAGUUACGCUUGUGAAAGUAGACGUUGACGAGAAUAAACAAGUCGCCGAAAAGUUUAAAAUCAGUUCGUUACCAACGGUGAAAGCUUUUCAUAAGGGAAAAGAAGUUGACACUUUUAUCGGAUCACGAGAUCCCACAUUCAUUAAAAAUUUUGUGGAAAAGACCGGUUCUUUGGCUGCUGAUUCUAAAUCUUAA